Molecule: messenger RNA, 3347 nt
Organism: Gekko japonicus
Lineage: Eukaryota; Metazoa; Chordata; Lepidosauria; Squamata; Gekkonidae
Product: zinc finger protein 271-like
Exons: 4
Coding region: 163-2475 (770 amino acids)
Biological process (GO): regulation of transcription by RNA polymerase II
Cellular component (GO): nucleus
Molecular function (GO): RNA polymerase II transcription regulatory region sequence-specific DNA binding; DNA-binding transcription factor activity, RNA polymerase II-specific
Source: RefSeq, a predicted model, not a curated record
AGAACGGAUGCUCUUCCUGGGUUGUCCAAAGGCUGCCAACUGGUGCGCUUUCUAACCCAAGCACGAAGAGCUGGUCACUUUGUGGCAAGUAGCCGUGUUCUUCACUGAGAGAGAGGGAUAGUUCUACUGGAUCGAGGGCAAAAAGCGGCUAACAAGAACAUUAUGCAGGACAAGAAUGUGGCCUCUCUCGAUGAUGAGCUGCUACAUGAGGACAAGGAGGAGAGUUCUCAGCGGGAAAGUCCAGAUUGUACAGAACCCCAUGGGAUGCUGUUGGGGAAGUCCCAUGUCUCCCAACUGGGAAACACCCGUGAGAAUCAGAAUGGUAGAGUGCCACAGCAGGAGUCUUCCUCAGACGACACAUGGUGUAAACUCUCUCCUGGUCAAGAAAGGAUCAUUAAGCUGAAUGCAUCGUUAAUUCAGGAAACAAUAUGCAAAAGAAAGCAAGAGCAUGUGCAUUCUAACUAUGGGAAAGCUUUCACUCAGAGCGCCUGCCUUAUUGGUUGCCAGAUAAAACGUGCAGCAGGAAGGCCCUAUCCAUGUGCUGAGUGUGGGAAAAGCUUCAAUAAGAGCUCACACCUCACUGUGCAUGAGAGAAUCCACACAGGUGAGAAACCCUAUGGAUGUGCAGAGUGUGGCAAAGGCUUCUGUAGCAGUUCUAAGCUAAUUUCACAUCAGAGAAUUCACACUGGAGAAAAACCAUGUUUGUGUGCUGAUUGCGGCAGGAGCUUCUAUUCCACCUCUGAACUCAGCAGACAUUGGAAAAUUCACACUGGAGAAAAACCCUAUGUCUGUGACGAGUGCAGAAAAAGCUUCUCCAGCAUCUCAGACCUCAGCAGACAUCAGAGAAUCCACACGGGUGAGCGAUCUUAUGAAUGUCCCAGUUGUGGGAGAGGCUUCACCCAGAAAUCACACAUGAUUACUCAUCAGAGAAUCCACACUGGAGAAAAACCAUUCAGGUGCCCAGAGUGUGGAGAAAGUUUCAGUAUUAAGUCAGGUCUACAAAGUCAUCAGCGAGUACACACGUCAGAAAAGCCUUAUGUCUGUGUGGUGUGUGAGAAGAGCUUUGGUUGGGCCUCUGUUUUGCUCAGGCAUCAAAGGAUUCACACAGGAGAGAAACCCUAUAUGUGCCCUGACUGUGGGGAAAGCUUCACUCAGAGCUCACACCUUAGCAGUCAUAAGCGAGUCCACAUGACUGAGAAGCCUUAUGCAUGUGUGGAGUGUGGGAAAAGCUUUAGGAGGACCUCAGAGCUCAUUGCUCACCAGAAAACUCACAUGGAGGAGAAGCCGUACCCAUGCAGUCAGUGUUCAAAAAGUUUCAGUAAAAGCUCAGAACUCCUGGCACAUCAAAGAAGCCACAUGGGAGAAAAGCCCUUUUCCUGCACCGUGUGCAAUAAAAACUUCAUUAGAAGUUCACAGCUAAUUGCACACCAAAGAAUUCAUACAGGGGAAAAACCUUACGUGUGCAGUGAGUGUGGUAAAAGUUUCUGUUACACAUCAAAUCUGAACAGGCAUAAAAAAAUCCAUACAGGGGAGAGAGCCUACAAAUGCUCCACCUGCGGGAAAAGAUUCUCCCAGAGAUCAAACUUGACCAAACAUGAGAGAAUCCACACAGGUGAGAAUCUUUAUAAAUGCAAUGACUGUGGACAAAGCUUUACCGUUAGAUCAGGCCUCCUUCGCCAUCAGCAGGUUCAUGCAGGGGAGCCAUCUGCCCUUUUGAGAAGAAUCUACAAGUGCCCUGAUUGUGGAAAAAUUUUCAAACGGUGCUCCCCUCUCAUUAGACACCGAAGAACCCACACUGGGGAGAAACCUUACAUGUGCCGGGAGUGCUUGAAACGCUUCAGUGACAGCUCGGCCCUUGUGAAACACCAAAGAAUCCAUGCAGGGGAGAAACCUUAUACAUGUCCAGAAUGUGGGAAGAGCUUUUCCCAGAGCUCAACCCUUAUUGCACAUCAGAGAAUACACACUGGAGAGAAACCUUACAAGUGCCCUGACUGUGGUAAGAGCUUCAGUGUGAGCUCCAACCUUGUUGCUCAUCAAAGAAUCCACACUGGGGAGAAGCCUUUUGGCUGUCCUGUCUGUUUGAAAGGCUUUCUGGUCAGCUCUCAUCUCAUUAGACACUUGAGAAUCCACACGGCGGAGAAACCUUAUAUUUGCCGAGAGUGUGGGGAAUGCUUUACUCAGAGUUCCCACCUCGUUGUACAUAAGAGAAUCCACACUGGAGAAAAACCUUACUUGUGUUCAGAGUGUGGGAAGAACUACCGUGGGAUCUCUGAUUUGAUCCAACAUCAGAGAAUCCAUACAGGAGAGAAGCCCUACAAAUGCCCUGAGUGUGGGAAAUGCUUCAGCCAGAGUUCAUGUCUUAAGAAGCACCAGAGAAUCCAUACAGGGGAGAAACCUUAUGUGUGCCUCGAAUGUGGGAAGAGGUUCAAUCGGAAUUCACAUUUAACUAGGCAUCAGAAAACCCACAUGGGGUAAUUCCAAAGAAGAAUUCUCUGUCAGAACUGGAAGCUCAUCUCCAAAAUUCCAACCGGUAUGGGAACUGAAACCAGUUUUCUCAGGCAGUUAGCCUUUCCCUCCUCUUCCAAAGACUCCCACCCCCUCACACCUUGACUGAAAUCGGAGAUGCUGCCAUGACAUUUUAAAAUAUCACUUAGCUCUGGUUAAUCUCUGGUCUCUGGAUUUCCUGCUUUCCAUUUUGUAACUGAAUCCUAGAAUCUUCCCUUGGAUUAUCUGUAUUGGGGGGGGGGGGAGUUGUUACCAGUAUUAAUAAGUCGUCUUCGGAGAUGUCAGCUCCUGAGCUUUCCUAUAAGCUAUAGAUGUUGAGAUACCCUUGAUGCCCCUUGAUGAAAUCAUAUGGUUUCUGAUUGGUUGUUCCCAAUCCCUAGAAAGUUGUGGUGGAGUAUAAAAGACAAUGAGACCGUGACUUACCAUAACUUAGAACAACCCCUGUUGUGAUGCUAACAUUCUCCCUCUUCUCUAUUGUGGGACGGGGAGGAACAAAUGUAUACACUUCCCCUAUUAGAUCUGCUCUGUGUCUCUAUACUGCUAUUCUUUACAGCUGGGGGGAGGCUGCAUGAUUAAAAACACACCUGAGUCUCCGUGAACAUGUUCAUGACAGGGUUUGCCAUACUGCAAAAUGGGCAGUCAUGGAUAUACUGAUUUGCCUGCUGUUCUGGUGGUAGGUGGCAAGGCUUUGACUGCUGUGGAGCCUGUGAUAAGUGUGCAGUGGUAGGUUCUGUCUCUGGGCAUAAAGCCAUGAUGUCUCUGACCUGAGCAUAUUCUUAAAUUCCUCAGCCCCAGCACUUGAUCUCUUAUAGUGUCUCAUGGUACCCUAAGAAAGAGGAAAA